Molecule: messenger RNA, 2628 nt
Organism: Ectocarpus sp. CCAP 1310/34
Lineage: Eukaryota; Phaeophyceae; Ectocarpales; Ectocarpaceae
Source: the annotation of a GenBank genome assembly
AUGCACGAGGAGGUCGUUUGGUUGGAGGUCGCCAAUGAAGGCGUUGUGGUCGAGUCCCCGGCCAAUACCGCCAACAGCACCACCCCCAAACCGUUCGCGAUGUCGGGCGAUGCGCCGGCUAUGGCGAUGGCAGAGGCCAAUGAAGACGAACCUGACCUCGUGGUCAUGGGAGAGAGGGUCGGGAAUGACCAGGAACAAGUGUCCGAGUGGCACAACACCAUGGUGGUGCUAUUCUUCGCUGAGACGCUCUCGUCUCACCUACCACGCGGAGCGGGUAUCGCUUCCGGUGAGGACUCGCUGCCCCCGUGGGACGGCGGCGACGUCCUCGGCAGCGAAAUGCCCGGAAUCGCCGACCAUUUGGCGGGCACGUUCAAAACCACGCCGUACGACGCCUUCGGCGUCACCGAACAGCUUGCGGCAUCGCCGAUGGAAGAUGGCGUUCAGACUGCUGCCGCCACCCUCACGCCACCCUUGCCCGUGGCCGUCGCCACCGCCAUUGGUGGCGACCAGGUGGCCGUUGCCACCGCAAUGAGCGACCAGGAAGACGACGAGGGCGGUUACGCUGCUACUCGUCUGGACUGGGAUGUACCAGGAGUAAUGCGACACACCAAUGUCGGCCCGCAGCUGCACAGGGCGGGUCGCGUGGAGUCUAACCCCUUUUAGGGCCGGACGACUGGUUGAAGGAAUGUUUCGGUGGGCUUGAGGCUACUUCACAUGGCUGACUAGUCCCGGAAGGCGUGAGGAGCAAGGUAGCCAGUCGGAGAGAACGGGGGAAUAAAUUUGUUGCACGUUACACUACGUUUUCCCGUCCACUCAUGACUUAGUUCUCUGUUGGGUGCAGUUCUCACCCUUUGCUUCGGAGCAUGCUUUUUCUGCUCUGCCUCAAGUCCAACAUCACCAGUGGCCACGGCCCGUGUCUGUCGCUACAUUUUGUUGUUCGAGUUUCUAUUAUUGAACAAAUCGUUUUGGGCAAAGAAGUAUGUAUGUGGUGAUGUUUCAUCUUUGUCUUAAUAUCGUCAUUCGCUAUGGUCCUGGACAGUUCCUCCUGCUGGCGAUGCUGUCUGACCUUGCUGCAUUUGAUGUUGCAGGGGUAGUCUACCCGAUGAGCGUCGUUGGUGUGGAAGGGAAAGAGAGCUGUUUAACCUUGCCAAUACUGGUGCUGCAGGAUUGCCAUAGCUUGGCGGCAUUGGUGUGGAAGGGAGAGGGGCACGAAGAUCAUGUUCGUAUGAAACGUUUCAAAGUGUUUAGCAUGAGUGUGUGUAUGGUGCAAAGAGGGGUGGCGGGAUGGACGAUGAUGGUGGCAUGCUAUGCAACCUCCCGUUUUCCUUCUUUGUGUGUGUAGUGGUGUUGAGUGCCACGGACGAAGCUUGGUCACGAGGGGGUCAGAUAGAGCGAUGGAGGUUACGGUGUCGGGUGAACUCCCUUGGGAGUUCGUGAUCGGUGCCCUUUGCAUGCAUGUUUCCCCUAAUGUUUCUACUACAGCGUGAGUCGACAAUAUUGUGUAGAAGGAGAUCGCAGAAGAUCGCACAGCGGAUGGCGGUAAAGUUCGUUUAUCGGGUGGUGGUAAGGGUGCGCGUUUGUGGAGCUGUUGCUCAGUGGGUGGUGGGCGAACUCUCUCGGAAGUUCGUGAUUGGUGCCCUUUGCAUGCACAAUUCCCCCAAAUUAUACUCCAAAAUGAGUUGACAUUAUCGUGUAGAUGGAGGUAGCAGAAUAUCGCACAGCUGGUGGUGGCAAAGCUCGUUUAUCGGGUUGGGUGAGGGUGAAGGUCCAUUGGUAGUGUGCAUCUUGUUUAUGGAGCUGUUGCGUAGUGGGUGGCGGGUGAACUCUCUUGGAAGCUCGUGAUUGUGGUGCCGGUUGCAUGCACGUUUACCCCAAUGUUUACCUAGAUAUCGCGUGAGUUGACAUUUUUGUGUAAAAGGAGAUCGCAGAAGACCGGACAAAGGGUGGUGGCAAUUUUCGGUUUGCCGUGUGGUGGUGAGGGUGAAGGUCGAUUGGUAGGGUGCAUCGUGCUUGUGGAGCAAUUGCUUAGUGUGUGGCGGGCGAACUCCCUUGGAAGUUCAUGAUUGGUGCCCUUUGCAUGCGCCUUUCUCCCAAUUAUACUCGAAAUGAGUCGACAUUGUCGCGUAAAUGGGAUCGCAGAAGAUCGCAUUGAGGGUGGCCAAGUUCAUUUACCGGGUGGUGAUGAGGGUGAAGGUCGAUUGGUAGUUUCCAUCGUGUUUGUAGAGAUUGUUGCGAACGCCAAAACAGCUUAGAGGGUUCCGACCAUAGUCUCAAACUGCAGACUGCUACUUAGAUGGGACUUGUCCAGGGUUGGACGAAACGGCCGUGACUUCAGUAGUUCGAACAUGCCUCAACACUCCCUUGCUUAUCAAGAAAUCGUUCGUUCGAAGCGAUUGAAGGCGGUCACCGUGGUAUAUUAGGGUGCUCGUAGUCGGGAACCUGUGCUACACGGUAGUCGAGAGGUACUGCAGGACAAGCAGUUCUCCAAGGACGAAUCGUUUGUCUGGUUUCGAGGCAGGCCCAACUUUGAAGCCAGAGAAGGACUAUAGACUAUGUAGACAAAUACCACUGGCUAGAUAGAGUAGCCAUUGGGGGGCUACGGUCUCGAUCGUAUAAGCCAUUUAUCGU